This is a messenger RNA of Tetrapisispora phaffii CBS 4417, 1071 nucleotides long. RefSeq names its product N-terminal C2 domain-containing protein. The transcript has a single exon. NCBI's taxonomy places the organism in Eukaryota, Fungi, Ascomycota, Saccharomycetes, Saccharomycetales, Saccharomycetaceae. The record is from RefSeq and is a predicted model, not a curated record. Bases 1 to 1071 code for a protein of 356 amino acids.
AUGAAGUUAAGAGGAAGUAGUAAACAGAAUAGACCUAGAUUUUUGUUGAGUAUACUGUUCAAGGAUCUCAUUAACGUUUCAUCAGAGUCAGGGAGUUGUUUCAUUAAGUGGGCGUUGAAAGAUGGAACUGGUACAUCCAUCCAUGCUCUAUCGUCGGAUCACAAGGGAAACCAUUUGCAACUAUAUGGGAUAAACCAGAAUACAGGGCUGACACCAAUCCAACAGAUAAACAAUCACCGUGUUGUGUGGGGUUAUGAUUUAGAGGUACCUUUACACAUCAAGUUAUACGUUGACAACAACGGUGUAUUAAUAGGGAAACUACUUAUUUUAGAAGUGUAUUUAGAUAAAAAUACGAAUAAGACAGACCACACUUUAAAGCAAACAACAUCAGCUCCUAAUGAAAAGAAAAACAAACUGGAGAAGGUAUUGGAACCCACCGCUACCGAGUUAAAGAAAACAGUCACAGCAGCCCAUGCAGGUGUAACGAAUGGACCUAAUAUUAGCCAAAUCAAUAAAUCCAAAUACGAACUUCUCGGCACAGUUAAAAUAGAUAUCACAGACUACAUCAGGCCAGAUGAACAAUUUUCUUCGAACAGAUAUCUUCUGCAGAACUCUAAAGUGAAUACAAUUUUACAGUUAUCUAUGAAAUUAAAACUAAUCAGAGGUAAAUAUACUGAUUUUACAAUAAAGAAACCAUCGAAUAAACCGGGAGCCAAGUCGAUUGCACAGAGUGGCAUUGGCGAUAUUUUCCAACAAGAAGAUAGCACAAUCUACUCUUCCUUAGGAGGUUCAACCAAAGUGAAUGGGUCCAGUGAAUCGGACAACCUGUACGCUGCUUCAACCGCCGGAUCCAAAGUCCAUACUAGUGUAUCCAGUGUCAGACCUAGCUAUCUUGUUGAAGACGCAUACAUGAAAUCUCUCAACCUGUCCUGGGACAGACGACCCGGUGAGUUCAAUGUACAAGAAUGCAUAGAAGAUAUCAUCAAUGGAGGAGAUGGAUGGGCAAGAAAUGAAAAAGGAGUGAAAUUAAUAGACUUAAAAACGUAUGGCGACAGAGAAGAAUUUCAAUAA